UUUGUAUCAUGCCUGAUGAGACCAAAUCCGCACCUAAAAUCACCAACCACACCAGGGAAGACGACGAUACAUCCGACUUCCCCGAUGGCGGAUGGAGAGCAUGGAGUGUUGCAUUCGGCUCAUGGUGCGGCAUGGUGCCUGCCUUUGGGCUGCUUAAUUCAAUUGGUGUGUUAGAGGCAUGGCUGGCGAAGAAUGAGUUGAAGCAGUACUCUGAAGGAACAGUUGGCUGGAUUUUCAGCAUCUUCACUUUCUUCCUCUAUGCCACUGGCAUUCAGAUUGGUCCUGUCUUUGACGCAUACGGCCUCAAGUAUAUCCUCAUUCCGGGAUGCACUGGACUGGUGCUUGCGUUGAUGCUGUUCAGUCUUUGCCAUGAAUACUACCAAUUCAUCCUUGCCUUCAGUCUACUUGGAGGCACCACGGCAUCGAUGAUUAUCACUCCCAGCAUUGCCUGCAUCACCCACUGGUUCUAUCACCGACGAGGCCUUGCACUCGGCCUAGCAGCAACUGCGGGCGGGUUUGGAGGAAUCAUCUUUCCAAUUAUCAUCCACAACCUCAUCCAUUCAGUUGGAUUUCCCUGGGCUAUACGUAUCAUCGGGUUUAUUGCUGCCGCCUUUGGCAUUGUCUGUUGCCUCCUUCUGAGGACCAGACUUCCCCCAAAAAAGGCCGAUGCUAUAAUGGAUCUCAAGGCAUUGACAGAACCUCGCUUCGCCAUGCUGUCGGUCGCUAUAACCCUCAUUGACCUCGGUCUGCUAAUUCCACUCACAUAUCUCCCUUCGUAUGCUCUCGACCAUGACAUGGACCCAUCCCUGGCAUACCAACUCUCAUCCAUCCUGAACGGUGCUUCCAUUCUUGGCCGUGCCCUCCCUGGCUACUUCGCCGAUAAGUAUGGACGUUUGAACGUGGUACUCAUUACAGCCUUCUUCUGCGCCGUCUUCACCCUUGGCCUCUGGUUGCCUAUUCAAUCCAACACGGCUGGUAUAGUCGCGUAUACCGUACUAUAUGGCUUCUGGAGUGGGUCUGCGAUCAGCCUUCCCCCCGUCUGCAUCGCCCAGUUAUGCGAAACAGAAGAUUAUGGUAAGCGAUACGGGACAACUUAUUCCCUUGUCAGUAUCGGGGCCUUGGUAGCGGUGCCUAUAGCUGGGGCGAUAUUGCAGUCCCAGGAUGGUGACUAUUGGGGAGUGAUUCUCUUUUGUGGAUUGGCGUAUGUGGUUUCCUUUGUGCUGUUUUGCCUAGUGCGGGGAAUGUCGAGUGGAUGGGGGGUUAUGCAUAAGUUUUGAUGCUAUUGAUUGAGUCCUGUACUGUGUGUGGAUAUGUAUAAUCUGAGGCAGUGUUGUGCCUGUUCGUUUUACAUGGAGCGAAUACGUCUCCGAGUGGAGUACUGGGUGACGAUAAUGACGCCGGAAGACUAUUUAGACAUUGAUAAUGUGAUCUAUCGUAUUGUACAAUAGGAACACCUUAUGGCAAAUGAAAAUGGCUGCAGC
Messenger RNA from Aspergillus wentii DTO 134E9, 1481 nucleotides. RefSeq lists its product as uncharacterized. Gene Ontology annotation, molecular function: transmembrane transporter activity. The record is from RefSeq and is a predicted model, not a curated record. The transcript has 3 exons. NCBI's taxonomy places the organism in Eukaryota, Fungi, Ascomycota, Eurotiomycetes, Eurotiales, Aspergillaceae. The coding region runs from base 9 to 1277 and encodes 422 amino acids. Gene Ontology annotation, cellular component: fungal-type vacuole membrane. Gene Ontology annotation, biological process: transmembrane transport.